Molecule: messenger RNA, 2159 nt
Organism: Phragmites australis (common reed)
Lineage: Eukaryota; Viridiplantae; Streptophyta; Magnoliopsida; Poales; Poaceae
Product: BTB/POZ domain-containing protein At2g24240-like
Exons: 1
Coding region: 350-1696 (448 amino acids)
Biological process (GO): protein homooligomerization
Molecular function (GO): protein binding
Source: RefSeq, a predicted model, not a curated record
AUACAUCGAUAUCUUUAUAUUUAAAUUUUUGCUCCAUAUUAUCACACUCAUUUUUUAUAUUUUUAUUAUAACGCACCAACCGUGAGCUAAUCAAGUAGAAGUAGAUACUUGCACUUCCAUUCGAUACUAGUAGCUCAUAUAUACCCGCUGCCAUCUAACCCAAGCCGCCUCUCACCUUCCGCCCCAACCCCCGAUACAGCGGACUCACUCGUACAAUUCCCCACUGGAUUCGCCGCGGAAUUCACCCGGUUCCUGUCUUCCUGGCGCAGAAUCGAUCCGAGAUUGGGAGGCGAUUCCGGCGCUGCGCGGGGAUGGUCUAAAGAUCGCUUCUUUGGCGGCGAUAGAGCCGAUGGCGGGCGGUGGGCGCGUGCGGUUCAACGUGGCCGGGCAGGUGUUCGAGACGACCACCAUUACGCUCGCCAACGCCGGCCGCGACACCAUGCUCGGAGCGCUGCUCGACUCCUCCUGGAACGUUUCGUCGUCGUCCUCCUCCAGCAGCGGCGUCGCCGAGUACUUCAUCGACCGCAACCCGGCGUGCUUCGCGGUGCUGCUUGACCUGCUCCGCACGGGGAGCCUCCACGUGCCGCCGCAUUUGCCGGAGAAGCUGCUCUACCGCGAGGCGCUCUACUACGGCCUCCUCGACCACGUCCGCGCCGCGCGGUGGGGCGCGUUCGACGGCGACCGCCUCCGCCUCGCGGCGUCCGUGCCCGGCCGCGCCCCCGGGGACGGCACGGCCAUCCGCGCCGCGCCCGACGGUGGGUGCUGCGUCGCGCACGGCGGCGCCGUGCGCGUGUACAACUGGAUGCUCGACGAGCGCCGGCCGGUCUCGCACGACCACUCGCAGGUCAACGACGCGGCCUACCUCGACUCGGGCACGCUCCUGAUCGCAGCCCGCGAGCGCCUCGGCAAGUGCGACGGCGGCAUGGCCGCGUUCUCCGCGGUCUCCGGCGAACUCCGCCACCGCUUCCGCGUCGCGCACGACCGGCAGGUCAAGUCCUUCACCGCCGGCGCGCUGGCGUUCGACCAGGACUCGAGCAUCUUCGCCAGCUGCAAAGGCCGGCUCAACGAGUACGGCAUCGGCGUCUGGGACCGCGCCACCGGCGAGCAGGCCGACUUCUUCUACGAGCCCCCCGGUUGCGCCCUGGGCGACGCAGACAAGCUCCAGUGGCUGGACUCCACGAACGCGCUCAUGGUGGCCACGUUGUUCCCCAAGGCGGACAACUGUUUCAUCGGCCUGCUGGACUUCCGGGACAAGAACGUGGCCUGGUCGUGGUCGGACGCCGGCACGGCCGCAUCGCUCGACGACAAGCGCGUGCUCCACGCCAUAGCCAUGGAGGACGAGCGGUCGCGGUCGGUCUGCGUGAUCAACCAGUACGACGACCUCGGCUUCCUCGACCUCAGGAGCAGCGCCGGCGGCGUGCGGUGGAGCUCCCGGAGCAAGCUCAUGAACCGGAAGGUGCCCGGCGAAGAGAGCUGCUACCCGAAGCUCGCCACGCACGGCGGGCAGCUCUUCUCGUCCAUGAACGACAGCAUCUCCGUGUUCAGCGGCCCCGAGUACGUCCUCACGUCGACGCUGCGGAGGAGCCACGGCGGCGCCAUCUGCGAUUUCUCUAUCGGAGGCGACCGGCUCUUCGCCCUGCACAACGAGGAGAAUGUGUUUGACGUCUGGGAGACGCCACCGCCGCCGAUCAUCUGACCAUCGUUGUGUACUUGAGACUUGUUCUGUACCUUUUGUACUUUUGUUCUUGCAUUGCAACUUGCAAAUGCUUACUUAACAGAGGAAAAAAAAAAACUCAGAAUGGUUUCUGCACACUGAAUACUUUGUAAAUUUUGAGCUUAGAGAAAUGGUCGGACAAUGUACCUAAAUUCCUUUCUAACACGGACAAGAGAAGUGCAUUCGAGUGCAUUUCUAAUUUCUACACGGCACAUGCCGACUGUUACUGAUUUUUCUUGCCUUUGCACAAUUGCACUGCUCGAUAUUGUUAUUUACAGAGCACUGUGAAUGAGUAGAAAUACACUGUGGAUUGUCGAACAUAUGGGCAUCUGCUGUCGGCGUCAGAUGUUGUUCCGUCAAAAUCAUCACAUGUGGAUUCUCAACUAAGUACGCGAAUGUUUAAGCACGGAAAAUUCCCUCCGUCUGCGCUGAAUGGCGAGGUCCA